Gaeumannomyces tritici R3-111a-1 is the source of this 1617-nucleotide messenger RNA. RefSeq lists its product as hypothetical. Gene Ontology annotation, cellular component: mitochondrion. The coding region runs from base 1 to 1617 and encodes 538 amino acids. The transcript has a single exon. Lineage: Eukaryota; Fungi; Ascomycota; Sordariomycetes; Magnaporthales; Magnaporthaceae. The record is from RefSeq and is a predicted model, not a curated record.
AUGCUGUCCACAUACCUCCCUAUCAAGCUUCAGCCAUCAGCACCCCGGAACCCCCGCGAGGUUUCGGCAGAGCAGCAAAGAUGGAUGCAUGUCAACAUGGCAGGGCUCAGGGCCAGCUGGAAGAAGACGCCAACAUGCAGCGACAUUUACGACCUCCUUCGCUUUUACCUUGGCAGGAACCUUCUCCCGGCAGGCUUCCCCGACAUUUUCGCCGUGCAGCCCUUCAGCUCCGGUGACUUCAACGUCCUGUUCAAAGUCACCCUGCACCAUCGGGCCGGAGACCUGCGUCAACAGCCUUUCUUCGCCAAAUACCCCUCCCAGUUUCUGGUCCGCGUGGGUCUCCCUAUUGCGCCGUACUACAAGAUCGAAAGCGAGGUUGCGACCAUCCUGUUUGCCCACGCCCAUUGCGUGCCCACCCCCAGGGUUCUCUUCUUUGACUCUAGUGCCAAGAACCCCCUGGGCCUCGACUGCAUGUUUCUGGAGAUUGCCAAGGGAGAGUCGGUCAUGGAAACCUGCAAACAGGCGCGGAUCCGAGCCGACGGUGGCCCAUGGGACCCGCGGAAAACAUCCGGCCUGACGUUGAGAGCGGCUGGGCAAGCCACCGCGGCGAUGAGGCCAAUGUGGGGGCAACAGUUCGAAUCCUACGGCAGCCUCUACUGGAACUGGGAAACCUCCGAGUUCUAUGUCGGCCCCAUGGUCGACUUCGUCUUCGCGGCCGUCGGGUCAGGGCUGGAAAAAAGCCCACUGCUGCCAGGGCCGUUCGCCACGCCCUGGGAAUUCUUCGACGCCGUUGCCAAGGGCUGGGGGCUGGCAAUGCUGGCCCAGUACCGGUUUCACGUGGAUGCCGAGCCCGUUCCGAUGCCAGAGGGGUGCAGCGACCACGCCAAAGUCCAAGCGGAGGCGUUGGCUUCCCAACAAGGGCGCAUUUGGGAGAGGGCGGGGCUGCUUGACGUCCAGUUCGCCAUGCUUCGAGAGCAGGUCGUGCCGGCGAUCCGGGCCUUUGCCUCCGCCCACAGGAGGCUGGAGCUCGCGAUCAGGGCUCCCGACACCAAGCCCCGGGGUCCUUCGAUGGAGGAAGCGCUGCGACCGCGCCUCUGGCAUCACGACUGCCACAGGGGCAACAUCAUCUGGGACCGCCAGAGGGACGCCAUAACCGCGAUCCUGGACUGGGAGAUGGUCAAGAUCCUUCCGGCGUCGUUGGCCCGCGUCCGGAUAGGGUGCCGCGGGGCCCGUCUCCCCAAAGGCGAGCGCGUCUGGAUCCCCAAGAUUAUGGGCCUACCGAUGUCAUCCAUACUGUCCCCAGCAGUCUUGGGCCCGGAUUACGGCCGGAACGCGGACGAGCGAGCCCACCACAGGGCCAGAAUGGGGGCGUGGGCGCCGAAGGCGCUCUUGCCGGACGAGAGAGCGAAGGCGGACUCGGGAUUUCCAGUGCUAUUGAUGGCGCUGGAGCGCUUGGCCAAAAGCGUGGGGUUUUGGACCAAGGAGGAGCGGAUGGCCGUGUCUCGGGCGGUGCUGGACUUUGAAACGGAGACGAGGGCAAUGGAGGAAAGGGCUGCGGCUCUCGAGGACGACGGACUUUUCGCGAGGCUGUCGAGAUGGCUUUGUUCUUGGUGGUAG